This is a messenger RNA of Phalaenopsis equestris, 1984 nucleotides long. Its product is annotated as protein EMSY-LIKE 3-like. NCBI's taxonomy places the organism in Eukaryota, Viridiplantae, Streptophyta, Magnoliopsida, Asparagales, Orchidaceae. Gene Ontology annotation, biological process: defense response to fungus. The transcript is spliced from 10 exons. The record is from RefSeq and is a predicted model, not a curated record. Bases 300 to 1685 code for a protein of 461 amino acids.
UCGGCUUUCUUUUUUCUGUCGAGUCUGCGUUCCUUCUUCCAUUGGAGAAAUUUCUCCAUUGAUCGUUUGAAACCCUCGGUACGUCGAAAUCGCACCUGGCGUUUUAUCGGUUUGAGAUCUUAGUGGUGGUAUCUGCAAAAGUGCUUUCUCGCGCGUCGCUGUUCUUUAGUUUCUUUGCGGUUACACGCUUUUAUUGCGGGAAGGCCCUCUCGUUCUUCCUCUCUGUGCGCCAGCGGCAGCUGCUGAAGAAAGUCUUCUGUGGAUCCUCCUAGGGUUUGCGCUAUUGACGUUAUAUAUCAAUGGAGUAUGGCCCUUCCGAUAGCAGCGGGACUGAUGAUGACCUUCCACCAUCACAUCAAAAUAGAAGUACAAGAGGUGGACUUGUUUCUCGGAAUGGCAGACCUGUUGUUGGAGGUCAUGCGUACCAAAGAGUUCAAAAUGAUAUGGAGAUCCAAAUUCACCAACUUGAACAGGAAGCAUAUAGUUCAGUUCUUCGGGCAUUUAAGGCUCAAUCUGAUGCAAUCCUCCAGGAGAAGGAAGGCCUCAUUACUGAACUACGAAAAGAACUUAGAGUAUCAGAUGAUGAGCAUAGAGAUUUGUUGAGCAGGGUUAAUGCUGAUGAAAUUAUUCGGGGAAUAAGGGAGUGGAGAAAGUCAGGCGGGCUUCAAUCAAGCUUCCUUAAUAAUGUUCAGCCCAAUCAUGAUAAUGUUCCUAGUCCUACUGUCUCAGCUUCUCGUAAGAGGCAAAAGUCUUCUCAAUUAAUGCCUCCCCUACCUCUCAGUAUGCCAUCUCCUUCAUUGCCCUCCCAGGCAAUUGGUGUCCCAAUGCAGGCAUCAUCAGCUUUAAAAAGAGGAGCAGGAGCAAGAGGCAAGAAACCUAAAUUGUCAUUGCCUGUUGCAUAUACAUCCACUGGUCCAAGUGGGAGGGGUCAAACUGUAAACAGGAGUUCUGGUGCUAUCACAACUGCUCAUUCUGUUGAAGCGGCACAAUAUGAUCCAUUAAUUGGGCGAAAAGUCAUGACGAGGUGGCCUGAUGAUAAUAAUUUCUAUGAGGCUGUUAUAAGUGAAUAUGAUGCGUUGAAGGGUCUUCAUCUUUUGACUUAUGAUUCAAACACUCCAAAUGAGACAUGGGAAUGGGUGAAUCUUGAAGAGAUUUCAAGUGAAGAUAUCAGAUGGGAAGGUGAGGAUCCUUAUAUCACUCACAGAUCAGGCAGGGGUGGACUAGGGAGAGGUGUUAAGAAGUCUCAAGGGGGUCCCUCUCCAGCUGGGGGUAGAGGGAGGGGCUUCUUGAAGAAUCAGCCCAGAAAGGAUUUUCAGCCGUCACAAAAUGGCCUAAAAAAGAGCGUGGAUGAAUUCGAGAUACUUAAUACCGAAACACUAAUUAAGGAGGUGGAGAUGAUUUUUGAAGCAACUCAUCUUGAUCCUCUUGAGUUUGAGAAGGCAAAGAAAGUUCUGAAGGAGCAUGAACAAUCUCUUUUGGAUGCAAUUGCAAGGCUUGCUGAUGCAUCAGAUGAUGAAAGUGAAAAUGAUGAUCAUCAUUUAGCCAACGGGCAAUUGAUGAACCGAGAUAGGACUUGGAGGAACCAGCAGUACAACGGAAAUCAACAUGCAGGUAACUACGACAAUGAAAUGGCAGCGGUUGGAAGGGAUGGUUUCGACGGUGAACACAUGAUUGGCGGUGGAUGAGUGUGAUUCUAACACACAAAUUCAGCGCAGAGCAUAAUUUUUGGUCAAAGAUGGAAGGAGUUUGCAUUAGUUAGUUUGUGGAGAGUAGCUCCCUAUUUAUAUUACUCACAAGUGUAAAAGUAGCAGGUUCAUAUUUGAGGGUAAAAUCUUCUGAUGAUAUAUUGUUAUUUUUUAUUGCACUGUUUUUGCAUCCAGUUGGAUGCUGGUGAUGCCUCUGUAAAAUAAUGGAAUGAAUAUCGCGCUUGCCUGUAAAUGACUUAGGUUGGUAGUGGCUUCCAGUUUUUGGCUUUGUUAUUUCA